Messenger RNA from Sphaeramia orbicularis (orbiculate cardinalfish), 5088 nucleotides. RefSeq names its product MAX dimerization protein 1 (gene mxd1). The transcript is spliced from 6 exons. Gene Ontology annotation, biological process: regulation of transcription by RNA polymerase II. Lineage: Eukaryota; Metazoa; Chordata; Actinopteri; Kurtiformes; Apogonidae. Gene Ontology annotation, molecular function: RNA polymerase II cis-regulatory region sequence-specific DNA binding; protein dimerization activity; DNA-binding transcription factor activity, RNA polymerase II-specific. The coding region runs from base 900 to 1568 and encodes 222 amino acids. The record is from RefSeq and is a predicted model, not a curated record.
UUAGCUGUCGUCUAGAUCAACAAGCCACUAUUUUGGAAGCAGUUUGAUAAACACUCGCUGUUCUUCAGUUCAUGUCAGUCGCUAUCUGCGUUUCCAGCGAGACGUAUCACGCGUGAUCAGCGAUAAACCAGCACAAAACUAGCCAGCCACAUAGCCCUGAACCGUUAAGGUUGGAUAGCGUCGUCGGUUGAACUUUAAGACAGCUAGCUUGUUUUUAUUCCUCCAUCCAUUUCACUUCGGACAAGUCUGUGAAAACUGACCAAGCCAACGUUCCUUUUUUUUUUUUUUUUUUUUUUUAAUUUUUAAUUGGUUGAAAAUUUACGACAUACAAUCGAGCUGGCGACAACUUUUAUCGUUAUUUUUUAACAAGUUGUGACGGGAGCUAACGAUAUCCAACUUAUUGUUAUUAUUAUUAUUAUUUGCCAAACAGAAUAUUUGAGUUGUUUUUAUAUGUGAAGAAGCCCUUCGUGUUGGGGUUCACAACAAGUCGCCUUUUUUCGAAGAACUACCCUAGAAAACAGUCGAUAUUUAGCAUAAUUUAGUUUUAAAAGGAGGCAAAAGCAACCUUUGCUGUUAAAGAAGUGUUGACGUCUGCCUUGACCAGCCAGCUAAUGCCAAACCCCUAGCUUUACCUGAACCAUUUUAACAAUCAAGAAGGAAGGAACUGGUGUGUUUUUUAAACCGAUUGGUGCUGUAAAGUAAUCUCGACCUUUAACUUUUAAAUAGCUCGUUUGAUACAUCGCAGGAGUAACUCUUUAACGUUACCUCUCGCCUUAAAAAUAACCACCGGCAGCAACGCAAGCCGCCUGAGUGUUAGAAGAGGACCGUACCUGAGGCAGGUUGUGUACAGCCACAGAAUCCCUCAUCGGAUUGUUACAUUAUCAGUGUUAUUGUUGAAAAUGGCGGCGAUCGGAAUGGUGCAGAUGUUGAUCGAAGCAGCCGAGUUCCUUGAUCGCAGGGAACGAGAAGCUGAACACGGCUAUGCCUCCAUGCCACCCUUCAUCAGCAGCCAAGAGAGGGAAAGCUUGAAAAGGAAAAGCAAAAGCAAGAAAAACAUAAGUAGCAGGUCUACGCACAAUGAAAUGGAAAAGAACAGACGAGCACAUCUACGGUUGUGUUUAGAGCGCUUGAAAUCCCUCGUUCCCCUGGGACCAGAUGCUAACAGGCACACCACCCUCAGCCUGCUGAUGAAGGCCAAAGAUCACAUCAAGAGGUUGGAGGAGAGUGACAGGAGAGCUCAACACACCUUAGAGCAGCUACAACGGGAGCGGAGACACCUGAGGAGGCGUCUGGAGCAGCUGGGGGUGGAGAGGACCCGCAUGGACAGCACCGGGUCCACUCAGUCCUCGGACAAGUCCGAUUCCGACCAGGAGGACCUGGAUGUGGACGUGGAGGGGACGGACUACCUGCUGGGUGACCUGGAGUGGAGCACCAGCAGUGUGAGUGACUCAGGGGACGAGCGAGGCAGCCUGCGCAGCAGCUGUAGUGACGAGGGCUACUCCAGCGCCAGCCUGCAGCGCCUGCAGGACACUCAGGAGAGGGCCAAGCAGCUGGGCUGCAGCCUAUAAACAGCACUGCUCAUUUACCCAACUCCCACCUCCUCCUCUUAUCCAGUCCCAUCCCACAAUUGUGUCCCCACUCCCUGAUCCUGCUCAGAGCCCACACCCACGCCCUGCCUCCCACCCACUCCCUACCUUCCCGGGCUGACCAAGUCUGAGGCAUUUCCUUGGCCUCUGUGGACUUUAUGUCCUGUCACUGACUUCCAUUCAGACUGCAACACCUUCGAGACACCCACCCACAUGCAGCACAUCAUCAGCGGUCAGUCUUUAGGGUGUCCCCACUCUGCUCUGCACCAAUCAAAUGAGUGGGAUUUUAAAGACACUCCAGCCACCCCUCUGUUCCUCCGUCCAUCAGAAACACAAUUUUCAGCCAGAGAAUGUUACCACACAAUAUCCCACUGCCUCUUUUUUCUAUGCCUCAAGAGCCAUGGGAAGCACUUACGAGAUUUCAUUCUUACUUCACACACACAUGCAUAUACACGGACACACACACAGCCCUCCAUCGCUCCUAGUUGUUCAAUGAGACAGAGUCCUCCCAAAGGUGUGACACAGAUGAGGGGCUUUUUUAGCGCCCUGCUCACCAGUAAAACAUCUGUGCAUGGGAUUUUGCACUUAAAAUUGCUUUUGUAAACAAAACUGUGUCAUCUUUUUCAAACACUGUCUCUAAAACUUAAAGGCCCCUAGGACAGGUUUUGUAGUAAUGUUACCAGAUAAAGUUGUCAAUCAUCUAAUGAGUGUUUAGGAAGGGAAAGAUGUGAUUUUUGCUUGUGUGAUACAGCACAGGGAAGUUUGUGGACACUAAGCUAGACUGUUUUGUGGUGUUUAACUGUCAGGGCCGACAGCAAUACAUCCCUUAGUACCCAGGCUUGAAAGCCAGGCUCUUAAUUACCCUGUAAUUUUAUGUCCACACCUGCUAUUCUGAGGAAAAAGUAACAAAAAAACAAACAAAAAAUAAUUGUGCAGCAUGAGAUUGUGAAGGGGCUGGGGGAUAUGGGAGGUUUUUGCGGGUGGGUUUGAUGUUUUCUGCCUCUCUCUGAUGACUGUGGCGUUUUUACAUCAUCCUUUUAUCAUAUGUGUGUAUGUCGUUGGUCACGUAUGAACCUGGCGACAACAGGGGUCACUUGAUUGUUAAAUGUACAGCAGCCAUCAGGCCAAAUGCUGGUAUAUUUUGGCAGGUGCUGGUACAUUUCUGUACACUACUUCACUGCCCCCGUUCACCAGGUUAUUAUUGGAAGGGAAGAGCUUAUCUACUGAGAGCAGUCGAAAGACUGAGCACAUUCCACUAUGUCGAGGGGACAGGCAGGUGAGACUGAGAGCAUUAUUUUUUUGCACGUGGAUGCUCCUGCCAAUUAUUUAUGAAGGGGUUUUAGUUUGGUACAGACGGGUUAGCAUGGAAUAAACAACUGGCUUUGAAUUUUCAGAGGGAACAUGGACAUGGACAUCCAGAACCUUCGUCUGUGUGUUUGCGUCUGAAAAGCACCGAAAUGUUAAAACCACAGAUUUUCCCUCAUUUGCCUUGCCUUUAUAUCUAUUUAUUGUUUCAGCAAAAAAGAACCUUUUGAUGUAAAUAGUUUACAGAAAGAUCUCUAUGUCUAUCAAGAAAUGUAUUUAUUAGCUACACUAAAUAUAUAGAAAAAGUAUAUAUAUUUAAUUAGUCAUAGCCUAUGUUCUUGUGAGGUUUGAGAGUUUCCAAUGUGUAGUUUGUUUGCACAGCCUAGUCAAUCCUUAGAAUACUUUAGACCUGUCUCUUGUGCCUCAAGGCUUUUGUGUCUGUUCAGAAUUCGACACGGUGCUCCUAGAAAAAUGAAAUGUUUUCUUUGUGGUUGAUUACAUUUUUUAGCUGUUUUCAAAGCCAUCCUGCCCUGAACUGGGGGAAUAAUAGGACAAAAAAAUCUAAAUAAUCUAUGAAAAUGUGAAUUAAAAAGUAUAAAAGUGAGACGAGCAGGUGUUGUGGUGGAGAAGGGGAGGUUCCUCCGGCAAAGCUUUUUGGCACCUCAGAAACAAAUGGUGACACCUCCCCAUGAGAUUUUAGUAUCAUCGGAUAAUGUAUAACACACAUUACAAGGCAGGAGGAGGUUUUCAGCUUUUUGAAUGUAAAUGUUCUCAAUUCUGUAGUGAAACUAAAGCCAAAGGAAGCUCCUGCUCCUGCAUCCGUCACCUGUGAGCUCAGAUAAAGCAUGAAGAUGGUACACCAAAAAAAAGAAAAAUCUGAAAAAAAAAUAUUAUAUAAAUUAUAUAUAUAUAUAUAUAUAUAUAUAUAUAUAUAUAUAUAUACAUAUAGGAUUGUUUAGUCUUUUAGUGUGGAUUGCUGCUUUUUUGUCAAAGUCAAACCUUUUCAGAUGGAGAACUGUGUAGCCACACUAGAAGGGGAAAUGUAUUAAAAGUGUAUGUGAGUGGGCAGGUGUGUUCACUGAAAUACCGUCUGUCAACGUGUGCAUGAGUGUAUAUGAGUGUGAGAGUGUUUAUUUCGUCACUGUCCUCAGAGAGAAAUUUUUCGGGGUGGUUUAGGGUGGGUGGUUUGGAGAAAAAAACAAUUUGUAAAGCUAUGUUUCUGUUCUGGUUUUUCUGUUCAGUUGUUUACUAGUAAAAUGCAAAAAAAAAAGUCCACUUGACAAAGACUUCAUGUAUUAACCUAAGCAUUAAUGUUUGUCUAGGGGAGUCCUGUCUCCUCUGUAUUCUCCAUCCAUGACCUGUUACGCGCCAAACUGCAUGUAUGUGUAUGUGUGUGUUUUCCUACAUACGUGCAUGUGUUUGCACAUGCGCGUAUGUGGGAGUGUGACUCCCUCCUCCACGUGCUGCGUUGGCAUCCAUGGUGCAGGCGAGGCGGAUGUAGUGGGAAGGGGGUGCAGUGUUAAGUGUCUAUGAUGCAUAGACGCUUAUGUCCCCACCCCACCCCCCACCACCUUCUUCCCCCUCUACAAAGACCCUGGUGCUCUCAGCAUCUGCCUUAGGAAGCAGGUGUGGAAUCUCUCAAAGAACAAGACUACAGUCCGACCAGUUGUUUAAGCUACAGGUUUCAGCAUCAGGGGAUCUCAUGUUCUCAUGUCUUUAUUUGGUUUGCACAUUUUGUCCCUGCAUACAAAGUGGCUAAUAAUGCCUUAAAACAGACACAAAUGUAAGACCUAACAAAAGUAUAUAUGUAUGAGUGUAUAUGAUAUAUCGAAAUGUAUCACAAAGGUCAUUCCUUUUCAUUGUGACGGUCUCAGGCGUGGUGCUUUCAUGCAUUACAGUUACACACACUUCAACACAGACACACCGCAUCAUAGCUCCAUGAACAUCUUUGUCGCCUGCUGCCUUUCUCGUCAGAAAGGUCAAAAUGUCUCUUUGUUGAUCAGUAAUAACUAAAGGUGGACGUUUUGUGCACUUACUUUUUAAGAAUUGGAGAAUUUGGACCGUGUCUUCUAAAGAAAUCACUUCAGAUGUGGGUAACCCUUUGAAAAUGAAAUGUAGAAUGCAAGGGAGAAUGCAAUUUAUAUUUGCCAGUGAUAUUAAAGGAAUAAAACAUUUGAAACCCUUGUUUACCUACCUA